Molecule: messenger RNA, 3414 nt
Organism: Synchytrium microbalum
Lineage: Eukaryota; Fungi; Chytridiomycota; Chytridiomycetes; Synchytriales; Synchytriaceae
Exons: 21
Coding region: 1-3414 (1137 amino acids)
Biological process (GO): mitotic spindle assembly checkpoint signaling; mitotic sister chromatid biorientation; protein localization to kinetochore
Source: RefSeq, a predicted model, not a curated record
AUGGAAAUAUUUUCACCCGUAAAGUCUCCAGGCAGGAAAAGACGAGCUGCAGAAGCAGUCACCGGCUCAUCGUCUUCGUCAUCGUCAACAUUGCCAGGAACAACAGCAGGAACUAAACGUCGAAGGUCUAUUAUGAAAAUGAACGCCAACGAUGGUGGAUCUAGUACUAUACCACCAUUAGAUGAUAUGCUGACUAUGGAUUCAGAGAACGACACACCAACCACUGAUGAAACGACCAGAGAUAAGGGUAAAUCAAGAAAGUCGUUCGGAAGACGGGUAUCAUUUGCUGCUACUGCUCAUGUCAGAUUAUUCGACAAGGAGGAUAGUCAAUGGCCUACUCCUUCCAGAACUAGAUCACAAAUAGAACUGCCUUCUGCCGCCCCAACUCCAGAAAGCAAAACUACUUUUGAUUUGCCUGACUUGUCGUCUCUUCGACGUACCAGUGAUACUUUUAAUCUGCAAUUAUCGUUGGACACCUCCCAAAUCCAAGAAAAUGCUGCAGAGUCGGUCUCGGAUGAACCAGAGACGAGCUUUGAAGUAGAUGUCAAAGGAAGCAACUCUCCAGACAACAAUGUGGAUGGAGUAAAGCAACAACGAAUAUUAGCUAGUCCAUCACCUGCUGGCUUUAUUCUACCAAAACCAAAGUCUCCCAUGCCAAAAUCGCCUCUUGGAAAACCAUCACCUUCACCUAAAAGGAAUCCCGUUCGACGUGAUUCUACCUCCCAAUUCUUUGAUCAUCCAUCACCACGAUCACCUAAAGUGCCACACCACGCGGUUUCACAAGUAAAUCAGGACAGUCCAUUAUCUAGACGAUCCCCUCGCUUAUCACAAGGUGGUAUUGGCUCUCCAGCAUCACCUGCAGUAAACAAAAAAGUAACAUUGACUGCUGCUCGAAAGUCUCCAGCCAAACCAGAUACUAAAUCUAGGCCUCGAGACUCGAUUGCUGGAUUUUUUGGGUCAGCUGAGAAUGAAGAUGAUACAUUCAGAGACAUUUUGGGUGGACGACCAAGUCGACCACGUGAUAGUCUUGCUCCCAUCUUCAGAAAGCCGAGUAGAGCUCCAGUGACUAGCGGUGCCAAAGCAAGGCCUAGAGAUAGUAUUGCUCCCUUCUUCCAGGGCUUGACAGAAGGAGGAUCUGAUGAACGAGAUAUCGCAUCAUCAGCAGAGUCUGUAGUCAGUGAGCCAGAUGAGAUUUUAGAUGAUGAUGAUGACGAAGAGGACGAGGAGGGUGUUGCAGCGAGACGACAUUCAUCUGAAGAUAGUGCUGCUGACGUGUUGAUGCCUAUGGAUGAGAAUUCCAUUUCUCCGCUCGUUGAAGUAGCAUCCGCAUCUCAAGAACUUCUCAAAGAUGCUGGUGCAGAUCAAGAUCUGUUAAAGGAAGACCAACCCGAAAGAGUGGAAUCAGAUGAACAAUCAAUGAUUGAUCUGCAAGAAGUGUCUAUGGAUCUCAACACCUCAAGCGAGGAUCUGAUAGCCAUAAUUAACCCUCUGGCUCUGAAUGAAGAUUAUGAGAUACCUGCCUCUGACGAAAGAGAUUCUGAACCCUCGAAUACUAUAAGUUCAACCUCAGAGCAGUCAGACUCUCAACCAUCAGAUUCUCGACCAUCGGGUUGUGAGCGUUCAAAGCCUGAAUUAUCGGAGGCUCAAGACCUUGCCUCUCCUGAACGUCCAUUCCAGCCAGCCAGUACUGAAAAAGGCCCUCAGAAUGAAGUCGAGGCCGAGCCUGAAACACCAAAGAUUGCUCGCAUUGAUACUGGAAUGACUCCACUUGGCAAGCUGGCAUCUGCAAUAAAAUCGAGGGCUCGUCUUACUGAGUUGACGCGUCAAUCUGAUUUUAAUGGCAUGAGAGGCUUUGCUGACACUACGCCGCUCGUAUUCCAAAAACACAAGUUGGAAGAAAACUUUUUACGAGACCCAAGUCUUGAUACAACUCGAUUUUCAAGCUUGUUGGCUCGUCGUGGAGCUAUAGAUGAUUAUUCUUCAAACAGUCAGUCCACAUCAACAUUCAGUUUGCCACGAGAAGUUCCACCUCAAGUCACUUCUGCUGAUGAGUCUCAAUUAUCUCUCGCGGCAUUCUUGAAUGUAGCUGGUAUUACGUUUACAGAGCCGAGCACUACCCCAGCAAGGAAACGAGCCACUCAUACUACUUCGAGAUCUUUUGAUCUUCCACGACCAGAUGAUUUGUACGUUGCUGAAAAGUUUGUGAAGCCUGAAUACGAAUUGUAUUCCAAGGUCAACGAAGACCUUGCCCAAGAAACUUCACGCUUGGCCAAUGUAUUGCAAGUUAUUGAAACGGAAGCUGAUGAGAAUCCACCACUCUUGUUUGCUGAUUACCAGUCAGGAUCAACAGAUGAGCAGGCCAGUGUUAGAAACGAUUUGCACAUGACCAAGCAAUAUACCAAAUUGGUUACUCAAGAACAAUUCUUGAAUCGUCGUAUCACCGAUUUGAACUCGUUGCUGCCUAAAAUCACUUCUUCAGUGGAGACAAUGAGAGAGGAUCAAGGUCGUAUUGUUGCAUUCUCAGAGCAGGUCAAGGAAGUGACGACCAAGCUUACCAAUGAGCAGCAAUCCCUGAAGGAUAAAUGUGCCUCCAUUUCGGAUAGACGUCAAGCUCAAGAAACGAGCCGCUUGGAAGCACUGAGAAAAGAGUGGGAUGAAUGCCAGACGCAUCGCCGUCAGCUUGAAAUGGCCUUGACUCUAGCUCAAUCAACUUUGGAGAGUACGAAAGAUGAACUUGGUAGUGUUACGAAUGAAUUGACUGAGACCGCGCAGGCAAUUGUCGAAGCACAGAAGAAGUGUGAAGAAAACAGACCAGUGUAUGCUGCAGAUCUUGAGAGCUUGAGAGACGAGUUCAGACUCAUUCGAGCAUCAAGUCAAUGGGCACCUACUCGAGUCACUCCCACAUCAAUCACUUUGGUCUAUCAUGACAAGGUCACUGUCGGAUUCACCCAAACUUCAGGCAAUAUGUUUAAUGUCUCUGUGACGGUUGAACCUCCACUCGAUACGGUAAUGGAACUGUUUAAAGCAGCUUUGCAAAACUCCCCCGUACAAGUUCAAGCCAAGGACUUUGUAAAUGUCUUGCACUCCGUAUCGUCAGUAUGGGAUUCAUCAUGUGCACUGGUCCACGACCUUGGUGAAGCACAAACCGUCACCAAACUAGAAGUACUACCAGCUCACGAUAGUUCUCUACUCUCACUUGGAAUGAUAAUCUUUAGCAAGAAGGCACAAACUCGAUGUCGUGUCCAUCUUGCAAUUCAGCAACCGCUAGAGUAUCCUGAUGGGCUGAUUCAACAUGCUGUGCAGAUCGAGUAUGGAAGCAUCAAUGAGGACAAGUUAAAACAAGUGAUUGCUCGAAACUUUGGGCCAGGAAGGCUCUCACUUAUAUGUAAAGAACUUGUGAGGGGUAUAUUUUAA